Pseudophryne corroboree (corroboree frog) is the source of this 5604-nucleotide messenger RNA. RefSeq names its product SH3 and PX domains 2B (gene SH3PXD2B). Gene Ontology annotation, biological process: superoxide anion generation. Gene Ontology annotation, molecular function: superoxide-generating NADPH oxidase activator activity; protein binding; phosphatidylinositol binding. Gene Ontology annotation, cellular component: cytoplasm. The transcript is spliced from 14 exons. NCBI's taxonomy places the organism in Eukaryota, Metazoa, Chordata, Amphibia, Anura, Myobatrachidae. The coding region runs from base 252 to 2993 and encodes 913 amino acids. The record is from RefSeq and is a predicted model, not a curated record.
ACAGUCAGAGGGGAGGGAUGAGGAGGUGAAUUGGGGAAGAAAGAAAGGAGCAGCAGGAGAGUAUCUGGCAGCGGCACUGAUCCCAGCUCCUGUGCGGCACCAAGGGCAGCUCUCCCUCAUUGUCCCCAGCGCUGGACGCAGGACCCGGUCACCCAGCUGGAUGUUGGAAGGAUCAGGACCACCCAGCAAGAAGCACCCAGCCCUGAUCUGUCCUUUGUCUGCAGCUGUAGAGCAGGGGUCCAGGCUGAGCCAUGCCCAGGAAAAGCAUCGUGCAAGUCAGCGUGCAGGACGUGCAGAAGAGGCGCAUCCCCAACAAGCACUAUGUGUAUAUUAUUAAGGUCACCUGGUCAAAUGGCACCACUGAGGUCAUCUAUCGAAGAUACAGCAAGUUCUUUGACCUGCAGAUGCAAAUGUUGGACAAGUUUCCAGUGGAAGGAGGUCAGAAGGAUCCAAAACAGAGAAUUAUUCCAUUCUUACCAGGAAAAAUCUUGUUCCGACGAAGUCACAUACGUGAUGUAGCAGUGCGACGCUUGAUCCCUAUUGAUGAGUAUUGCAAGGCUCUCAUCAGUCUGCCUCCUUAUAUCUCCCAGUGCGAUGAAGUCCUGAAUUUUUUUGAGGCCAGGUUGGAAGACUAUAACCCACCUAAAGAAGAUCCCUUUGGGAGGAAAAAGCUGGGUGUAGACUCUGCAUCCACUGAUGCCUUUAAUCUAGAUCAGUAUGUGGUGGUGGCAGCAUAUGAGAAACAGGAGAGCUCCGAGAUCAGCCUGGGUGUUGGGCAAGUGGUGGAUAUCAUUGAGAAGAAUGAGUCUGGCUGGUGGUUUGUGAGUACUGCAGAUGAGCAGGGCUGGGUACCUGCAACUUGCUUAGAAGCUCAGGAUGGGGGACAGGAUGACUUCACUUUCCAGCCUGAAGAAGCCCCAUGGAGACACUGGUCCUUGCCUAGGCAUGUCGGUCGUCGACGGACUCUUGGGGACUUGUACACCAGUGGAUGGGGUCCAGAGGAGAAGUACAGUGUAAUCUACCCCUACGCUGCAAGAGAUCAAGACGAAAUCACUCUGGACAAAGGGGCCAUAGUAGAGGUCAUUCAGAAGAAUCUGGAGGGAUGGUGGAAGAUUAGGUACAAAGGAGCAGAGGGCUGGGCCCCCGCAUCCUAUCUUAAGAGCGGGGACCUGCUGGCUCAGAAGCUGGCUUCAGGAUCCAGUGCCAAUUCCAGUGCUCUAGACUUGGAUGGGAUCUCCAGGCAGCAGAACUAUGCUGGUCGAGAUCGGGACCUUCCCGGGCGCCAGGUUCCUUUCCCAGACUUUAAACGAAAAUCUCCUACCAUGAGACAGAGACCACCUCCUCGCCGUGAUCUUACUAUUCCCAGGGGACUAAAUCUGCCAAAGCCUCCUACCCCCCCUCAUGUUGAAGAAGAGUAUUACACUAUUGCUGACUUCCAGACUACCAUUCCUGAUGGCAUCAGUUUUCAGGCAGGACUGAAGGUUGAGGUGAUUGAGAAGAACCAUAGUGGCUGGUGGUACAUUCAGAUUGAUGACAAAGAGGGCUGGGCCCCAGCUACCUUUAUUGACAAGUACAAGAAAACGAGCAGUGCUUUAAGACCCAACUUUUUAGCCCCUUUACCCAAUGAAAUGGCCCAGCUGUGCUUGACAAAUGCUUCCGGUGAGCACAGUUAUCAGGAAGAAACCGUCGGUCCUUGUAGACCUCUACCUGAGCCUCCACAAAAUGGUACAGACUCUGUAGCAAAGUGCUCCAAGGAUUGGAAGAAUAAAGAUCAAGGCUUUAAAAGCACUCCAUUGGAUAGCAAAGAACAUGUUUUAAAUAGUGUGUAUGAUGAGGCAGCUGGUGAUGAUGGGGAAGAGAAGCCAAGUCUACCUCCGAGAAGGGAAUCCAUGUUGAAAACAGAUGAUGUUUCUGAGCGACCAAGUAUGCCGCAGCUUCGAGCCCCCCCUCCAAAGCCAUCAGCCAGCAUGAUUUCCACUAGCCCACAGAGACCAUUUCCCCCAAAAGACAUGAAGAAACCUGACUUAAAAAGUGACAAAAGCAAAAUGUUUCAGCUGAAAAAUGAAAUGGGUCUGGAGUGUGGGCAUAAGGUGUCACCAAAAGAACUGAAAAAACCUGUCCUUAAGCCCAUCGCCAGCAAACCUAAACCUGAGUUAUGUUCAGAGAAGCCAGAGUUAAUUGUCCCAAACCCAUUUCAGAAGUCCAAACCCCAGGUCAGGCCCAAACCACUAGCUACAGCUAAAACUGAAGUCAGUACUGAAGAUAAGGUCGAUAUUUCACACCUGAGAAGCCGACUAAAACCUGCUGCCAAAUCUUUAGAUAAAGCCAAAGAACAAGAGCAUAGUGCAAGCAGUGGAGUGAAUGAUGCGCCAUUGUAUACUGCACCUUGUCUCGGGGCUGCUGGCAGACCCCUUGAUAAACCAGAUACAAGACAUCAGUAUAAACAAGACAAUGAUGUUCCUAGAGAGCCACCAUCUAAAGCACUGCCAGUUCCUGUGAGGACUACUGACAGUGAAUCGAAGGCUAUAAAAGACCCACCCCAGAGACCUGUAAUUCCUCCAAGAAGACCCCCUCCUCCUAAGAAAGUGUUUGCUUCCAAUGAAGCAAAUGAGGCAGCAGCAGCACAGCAAAAAGAAAAUGCUGAUUUUAUGGCAAACAGACCAAUACUGGUCCCACCAAAAGCCAAACCAUACCUUCCUUCAUCCAGCAGUGAUGAUACCAAAGUAAGGAAUAGCUUUGUUCCAAAGGCACAGGCACUAAGACAGAUAGAGAAGUCAUUACCUGCUGCACCACUUCCUGAGGUACCCAAAGAUUCCCAUUAUGUGGCUAUUGCCGAUUUUGAUGGGGAUGAAGAUACCAGCAGCUUUAAAGAAGGGACAGUAUUUGAGGUUCAGGAGAAGAGCUCCAGUGGCUGGUGGUUCUGUAGGGUUCUUAGUGGGGGGCCAUUCUGGGAGGGCUGGAUACCUUCCAAUUAUCUAAGAAAGAAGCCAUAAUGGCCUGCUUUUUACAGUUCAGUUCUCUCCCAUUUCAUGUCUAUUUAAUUAGUACACUUAUUUAUAGUUUUUUGGAUUUUACAUAAAGCCUGUUUUUUUUAAUACAUUCCAUUGUUUAUUCACUUCUUUAGAAAAACAAAACAGCAGAGUAGCUUGUUUGCUGAACAGGGUGUAGGUCAGUUUUAGGCAUCUGACCCUCUGUUAUUGAGCUACAGCUCCCAGCAUGUUCUGCCUAACCUAAUCUAGUUGAUUAAUUGUACAUUUAUUUGUCUGUGUGGCCUUCUUAUGGCUCCAGCGUGGGAGGUUUCCCCAUAUCUGGCCUUCUCAGUACAAAGUCUUAUAUUCCAAAUCACAUUUUAGCCACUGUUGACAGUGAUAUAAUGAUAUUGGCAGUAUAGUACAAUGUAAAAUGUUGGGGAACAUUUACUCAAAUAGGAAUAAAACUGAUCAAAAACAGUCUGUGGCAGCAAAUACUAGAUAAAACAGUGAUUAUCUGCAAACCAGGUGUUAGUGUUCCAUUGUUCUAGGACCAUCAAAAGGGGUAGGUUCCCAAUAUAAUGUAUUGCAUAGCUGAUUUUGACCCCUUUUCCAUCUAAUUACGCAGGUCGCAGCCGGGAGACUGACACGGGUGCUACCUGGCUGCGACCCGCGUCAGCCCCCUUUCCAUCUGUCGUUUCCAACCCGGCAUAUUGCUGGGUUGGUGACAUUGCCGGUGACGCAGCGGGGACGGCGCUGGGAGAUCACAUGAUUUCCCAGCGCCACCUUCCCAUACAGUGUGAACGGGAGCCGCGUCGCUUCCGUUUACACUGCACAGCUUACCGGGUUGAACCUGUGUUCAACCCUGCAAGCUACCAGAGUUGGAAUACCGGGUCAAUCGACCCGGAUUAUUCCAACUCAGCCCUUUUACACCAGCCAGCAACACAGGUUAUGCGCGUUCAUGUGCAAUAACCCGUGUUGUAUGCUGGCUGGUGGAAAAGGGGUAUAACUGUACACCAAACAAACAAAUUCUGGACAUCAGUUGGCUUCCUGACCAUCAGGGCAUACCACUGGGUAAUGAAAAUAGUGCACAUACGUCUGCACUAGCUGGAAUGAAAGUCACAAGUGUGUGUUCCACCAUGUCCAUCGGGUCAUAUCACCUGGAAGAAUUUUAUGUGAUUUUUUUUUAUUUUUUUUAUGUGGUCAACAUUAAUGCAUUUCCCCUUCAGUUGCUGUGAUGAAAACCUAUUGAAACAGUAGAUACUUAUAAACUUUUGUUUUGACCAAAUUAGUAGCUGCUGCCUACAAUUCACAGCCCGGCACACUACUGGCAGGAAGAUGGAAAGUGAGAUUAAAUAAACACAUGAAACCACACACCGUUGAAAUAAAGAUUUCCUGCCUAGAACAUAGGAGCUUGUUACCCCUGGAAAGGUUCAAGAUCUGUUCUCCUGGAACUCAAGAAUCUAAACCAGACAAUGGCUGCAGCUGCUUAUCUCUAUCCUAAGGUAGUCCUACAACAAGGUGUCCCCCAGCAGGAACACGUCGUGCAGCUGGAACUCUCUUUGAAUAUAUUUUAAUAUAGCAGCUCUAGUGAAAGACUGAAUUUAUUUGUAACAAAAAAACUAUAACGGAAGGGAUAUAUUUAACGUGCAUUAUUCUUAAAUGUUAUAAACAUUGAUAUAUAUUUUUGUUUCAAAUGACGGAGCCGUGCUCCGUGUCUUUUGCCACUGCCUAUAACUGCUCUAGAACUGUGAUUGGGUCUAUUUGCAGCCAUGUGACAGUUCUGUGUCUUGUUUACUUUACUAGAUGUACAUGAAAACAUCGAGGCAAAACACAUGCGCACAUUGCACAUUUUCCAUUGUACGAUAUUGUAUCCAUGUAGUAUUAUAUAAUCUGAUGUGUCGCUUUACAAAGGAGGUUGAAUACUCUUCUGCAUGUUUCCAAUAGCUUUGUCAGUGUCUAAAAUACUCUAAUUAUAUAUCAAACCAUCCUUUAUUAAUGUCAUUCUAUUUUCUAAGUUGUUAUUCUCCGCUUCCAUAAAAGGGUAUCAUUCUCUACUGCUGCUUUGCCCAAUGAACACCUGUUUCCAUAUACUGUAUCAUGUAAAAUAACCAAGAUAUUUUUGCAACCUUAUUGUUCGUCUUGGAAUGAAAUUACAUGUGAUGGUGCCUUUCUAACUGCCUGUUUGGCUGAAACAUUUUUAAAAUGUGGUGUAUUCAAAUCGAAAUUCUGUGGGCUAAACCAAGUUAUUUUCAUGCUCUUCGCUUAGUCUUGUGAUAGAGCCCAAGUGGCCAUUUUUAUUCCCAUUGUUAGGCCCUCAUAAUGCAUGCUCACUUUGUAGAACAAAAUAAAUCUGGUCCCCGGGUAUUGAAAUUGUGCUUCCAUCAUGGCUGCAAUGAGGACACCAAAGAAGUAGAAUUUUUAUGACCAGGACGUCAAUUAUCGAUAUUUUCUGUAUUUACAUUAGCAAAGUGUCCAUCAUAUACUGUACAAUUAUGUGGCUCACAAUUAAGACAUUUUGAAACUAUGCAGACUCAUUUCUGUAUCUUAUACUGUACCUUUUGUCAAGAUUUUCUGCCAUUGGUGUUCUGUCACUUGUACUACAUCAAUAAAGCUUUUUUUUUAAAUAAAUAAA